AGUCGGCGAGCCGGAGCGGCAGCAGGUGGCCAUGGAGGAGGACGUGAGUGAGGACACCCUGGUGUCCGCGCUCAACCAGCUGCUCAACCUGACCAGAGUCCUUCUGGACAACGCCAAGCAGGAAGCUGCAGCCUCCCUGGAGAAAUUCGUGCCCCACAAGAUCUCCACCCUGUUCGGCCUGAUCACAGCCGGGGCCGACUUCUACAGGAGCAUCGGAGUGAAGAAGAAGAGCGAAGCCGAAGCAGUUUGGCAGAAAUCUUUCCACCGUGCAGCAGUCAGGGAGAAGGUGGAGGAGCUUCUACAGCUGGAGACUGAGUGGGAUUCCUUCCUGCAGACGGUGGACGAUGGUCUGCAGACGACAGACAGACAACUCUCUAACACCAAGAUCCCCGACCGUCUGGAUCUGGACCUCCAGCUGACAGACGGACGCAGCGGAGGGAGUGUGACUCUGGGAAGCUUCGUGGAAUCUGGACAGAAGCUGCUGCUGGUGCUGCUCAGACACGUAGCUUGACUACCGUGACGAGACCAUGUGGCCGAGCUGGAGGCUCAGAGGAGCCUCCUGGAGUCUCGGUCCAUCAGGGUCUUGGUGGUCUCCUUCGGCAGCCUGGAGGCGGCUGCCUUGUGGUUGGAGCAGACGGGAUGUAGCCUGCCGUUAGCGCUGGAUCCACAGAGAAAGCUCUACAGGACCUUCGGUCUGGGCUCGUCUUACGCCAAGGUGAUACAGUUCGACCUCAUGCUGCGGUACUCGGAGUUCCCGGUCGCCAACAGAGACUUCCCCGACAUCGCACCCCGUCUCCUGGAGGACAUCUACCAGAUGGGCGGGAACUUCCUGCUGGACGACGCGGGGAAGGUUCUUCUGUCUCACCCGUGCAAAACCACGGUGGACCGACCGAGCGCGUCGGACGUCGUGAAGGUGGCGGACGCCGCGGACGCCUUGGCGUGAGACACGCCGGUCCGGACACGCCUCUGACACCACAGAAGAAGAGCGGCUCUCCGCUUCGCGUCAGUGACGUCGCACUUCGCACUCAUGGCACCAUGAAGACGUGCGACCGAUGGAAGAGCGGAGCGGAGGUUCCCGAUCUCCUUCGUCGUGUCAGUCGGCUUUUUAAAUAUUGAAAACGCUGAUUUGCCUUUGUAGUUUUAACUCGUACAAACUGCGUUCAGAUGAUUUUGCUCUUCGAAUCAGUGGUUCUCCUGGAACUGAUCGAGUUCUGUCUUCAUGGAAAUCUCAGAAAACACGUCUUUUAAAAUGCCCCAACUCGGUGGAAACGACAGAAAAGUGCCUGUUCUUAAAUGUGCCAUCUCCAUUCAAAUGAAGUGAACGCUGCUUUUCAGAAAUGUUCCGUCUCCAUGGAAACGGGUGAAAACACAUAUUUCUGAAACGCUACUGCUGCUCUAGAUGGACAAGAAGGUUUUCCUCAUGUGUCAUGAUUCCCAGUCCACAUUCUGCUGCGACUUUACAUUGAGUAUUUCUGCGUAAGCGUGGAACUUUUUUAAAGGUGCAAUAAGUAAGAAAUUCCUAGAAAAACUACAAUCUUUCCCAUUUUUCAGCUGUCAUUGAAGAAACAUUCCCUUUAAACAAUCUGUCGCCUCCUUCAAUUAUGUCUUGGUCAGGAGUUUUCUUUCAAAAUGAGUUACUGGACAGAAUAACUCUGGUGGGCAGAGCUAGACGUCACUACUUCCUGGUUCCAGAGCCAAUCAUAUGAAUUCCUGAGGUUGCCAGACAAGAGGCGCAGUGUUCAGCAUUUUCUGACCGCGCUGGCGGCCGUGCGCAUGUGUGCGAGACGCCGGUCGUGCAUGACGCUCUCCGCAGGGGAGGAGGGAAGAAUGUUCUUUAAAAUGAAAACGCUGUCGUGUAAACGGGACCUCAGGACCUCGAGCUGUAAUGUCUGAGGUUCCAGACCAGAACCGCAGGUUGAGAACCACUGAUUCGGUCUGAGCUCUUUACUGCAGGGCAUAAAGAUGGAAUUGAUUCUAAUCUGAUGUUUUCAAUAA
Salarias fasciatus (jewelled blenny) is the source of this 1995-nucleotide messenger RNA. It is a transcript of the gene selenol, whose product is annotated as selenoprotein L. The record is from RefSeq and is a predicted model, not a curated record. The transcript has 9 exons. Gene Ontology annotation, molecular function: prostaglandin F synthase activity. Gene Ontology annotation, biological process: prostaglandin biosynthetic process. NCBI's taxonomy places the organism in Eukaryota, Metazoa, Chordata, Actinopteri, Blenniiformes, Blenniidae.